Cricetulus griseus (Chinese hamster) is the source of this 1744-nucleotide messenger RNA. The record is from RefSeq and is a predicted model, not a curated record. NCBI's taxonomy places the organism in Eukaryota, Metazoa, Chordata, Mammalia, Rodentia, Cricetidae.
AAUGGGCGAGGGCGACGGUUAAGACGGUUGAGUUUUGAAGGAGCCAAUGAUUGCUCGCAGCGGAGAGUUUAAGAAUAACAGCCCGGCGUGCCUUUAGCUGGUCGGGGAAAGAAGGCGUUCGGCAGACUCACGCACCAACUGCACUGUCAUGGCGCAGUUCGUGUUCGAGAGCGACUUGCACUCUCUCCUUAAACUGGACGCGCCCAUCCCCAAUGCACCCGUUGCGCGCUGGCAGCGCAAAGCGAAGGAAGCCACCGGCCCAGCUCCCUCGCCCAUGCGGGCCGCCAACAGAUCUCACAGCGCCGGCCGGACCCCGGGCCGAACUCCUGACUGUCUUCUCUCUCUCUCCCCCUGCCCCAGGCAAAUCUAAUUCCAAGGUUCAGAGCACCCCUAGCAAACCUGGAGGUGACCGCUAUAUCCCCCAUCGCAGUGCUUCUCAAAUGGAGGUGGCCAGCUUCCUCUUGAGCAAGGAGAACCAGCCAGAAGACGGGGAGACGCCCACCAAGAAGGAGCAUCAGAAAGCCUGGGCUCUGAACCUGAACGGUUUCGAUGUAGAGGAAGCCAAGAUCCUCAGGCUCAGUGGAAAACCUCAGAAUGCCCCAGAAGGCUACCAGAACAGACUGAAAGUGCUCUACAGCCAGAAAGCCACGCCUGGGUCCAGCCGGAAGACUUGCAGAUAUAUUCCUUCGCUACCAGACAGGAUACUUGAUGCCCCUGAAAUCCGAAAUGACUACUACUUGAACCUUGUUGAUUGGAGCUCUGGAAAUGUACUGGCUGUGGCACUGGACAACAGUGUGUACUUAUGGAAUGCUGGUUCUGGUGACAUCCUGCAGCUGUUGCAAAUGGAGCAGCCUGGGGACUACAUAUCCUCUGUGGCCUGGAUCAAAGAGGGCAACUACCUGGCUGUGGGCACCAGUAACGCUGAAGUGCAGCUCUGGGAUGUGCAGCAGCAGAAACGGCUUCGGAACAUGGCCAGUCACUCGGCUCGAGUAAGCUCUCUAAGUUGGAACAGCUAUAUUCUGUCCAGUGGUUCACGUUCUGGCCACAUUCACCACCAUGAUGUUCGGGUAGCAGAACACCAUGUAGCCACACUGAGUGGCCAUAGCCAGGAAGUAUGUGGGUUGCGCUGGGCCCCAGAUGGACGGCAUCUGGCAAGCGGUGGCAAUGAUAACGUGGUCAAUGUGUGGCCCAGUGGUCCUGGAGAAAGUGGCUGGGCUCCCCUGCAAACAUUCACUCAACAUCAAGGUGCUGUCAAGGCUGUUGCAUGGUGUCCCUGGCAGUCCAAUAUUCUGGCAACAGGAGGAGGCACCAGUGACCGACACAUCCGAAUUUGGAACGUCUGCUCUGGGGCCUGUCUGAGUGCUGUGGAUGCCCAUUCCCAGGUGUGUUCCAUCCUCUGGUCUCCCCACUAUAAGGAGCUUAUCUCAGGCCAUGGCUUUGCCCAGAACCAGCUGGUUAUUUGGAAGUACCCAACCAUGGCCAAGGUGGCUGAGCUCAAAGGUCACACAGCCCGAGUCCUGAGUCUUACCAUGAGUCCAGAUGGGGCCACAGUGGCAUCAGCAGCAGCUGAUGAGACUCUACGGCUGUGGCGUUGCUUUGAGUUGGACCCUGCCCUGCGUAAGGAGAGGGAGAAAGCCAGUGUAGCUAAAAGUAGCCUUAUCCACCAAGGAAUCCGUUGAAAACAGACCCCUCUUGUUUUUUUGUUUUUGUUUUUUAUUUUUCUAAUAAAGCUAUUUCUUCCUUU